Molecule: messenger RNA, 660 nt
Organism: Chrysoperla carnea
Lineage: Eukaryota; Metazoa; Arthropoda; Insecta; Neuroptera; Chrysopidae
Product: thioredoxin domain-containing protein 9 homolog
Exons: 2
Coding region: 1-660 (219 amino acids)
Biological process (GO): microtubule cytoskeleton organization
Cellular component (GO): cytoplasm
Source: RefSeq, a predicted model, not a curated record
AUGACAUCAAAUCCAGCUAAAUUAAAAGAAGCUCUAGAAGUGAUUGAAAAUCGCAUCGAAGAUCAAAUUGAUCUUUUAAAUAAUUUAAAAUCAGAUGACUUACUUGAACUGCGUAAUCAACGAUUAAAAUUCUUACAAGAAAAAGAAGAAAAUAAGAAAAAUUGGCGUCGAUUAGGACAUGGUUCUGUUUGUGAAUUACAAGAUGAAAAAGAAUUCUUUCAAAUUACUAAGGCAUCGGAAAAAUGUGUGAUACUAAUUUAUUCGGACGAUUUUAAUGGAAUGGAAGGUCAAAUAUUACAACAACAUUUAAAAAAGAUUGCAUCGAAGAUACUAGAACUAAAAAUUGCCAUAAUUAACAGUAAACAUUGUCAAUAUUUAAUAAACAAAUUAAAUAUAUUUUCAACGCCUGCAAUUAUUUUAACCAGAAAUAAUACAAUUCAAGAAAAAAUUUUUUCAUUUGACAAAAAUAUUAUAACUAAUUUGAAUUCACAAUCCACUGAUAUGUUAUUGUAUCGAUUAUCAGCAAAUGGAUUUAUCGAAAAUGAAGAUUUAAUACCAAAUACAGACCCACAGAUGGUACAAAAAUCAAUUGUUAAUCAACGUCGCAAAACUAUUCGAAGGCAUGAAACAGAUUCUGAAGACUCUGAAUUGGAAGUGUAA